UCCCCCCCCGCUUCUCACCUGCCUACCCAUCUUCUCUGUCUCUCUCUCUCUCUCAGCCAUGGCGUGCAUCGCAUCUGAUCUCGCGCCCUUGCUGGGACCAAACGGGACAGAGGCCGCCGAAUUCAUCUGCAACAAAUUCAUCGACACGAGCUUCGCAGUAGACACCACUUACCUCCUCUUCUCCGCCUACUUGGUUUUCUCCAUGCAGCUCGGCUUCGCCAUGCUCUGCGCCGGUUCCGUACGCGCCAAAAACACCAUGAACAUCAUGCUCACCAACGUUCUCGACGCCGCCGCCGGUGGCCUCUUCUACUACCUCUUCGGCUUCGCUUUCGCUUUUGGAACUCCUUCCAACGGCUUCAUCGGCCGUCACAACUUCGCUCUCAAGUCAAUCCCUUCCUCCAACUUUGACUUUAGCUUCUUCCUCUACCAGUGGGCUUUCGCCAUAGCUGCGGCUGGCAUCACCAGCGGCUCCAUAGCCGAGCGAACCCAGUUUGUUGCUUACCUCAUUUACUCCUCCUUCUUGACCGGUUUCGUCUACCCAGUUGUCUCUCACUGGUUCUGGUCCGUUGAUGGCUGGGCUAGUGCCACUAGAGGCGACGGAAACCUCUUGUUUGGAUCAGGAGUCAUCGACUUUGCCGGCUCCGGCGUAGUUCACAUGGUGGGUGGUAUCGCCGGACUUUGGGGCGCCUUCAUUGAAGGUCCCAGAAUCGGGCGUUUCGAGAAUGGUGGGAAAUCCAUUGCCUUGCGCGGCCACAGCGCCUCCCUCGUCGUCCUCGGCACCUUCCUUCUCUGGUUCGGGUGGUACGGGUUCAAUCCCGGGUCAUUCGUCAAAAUCCUGGCACCAUACAACUCUGGGAACUUUUACGGCCAGUGGAGCGCUGUCGGACGAACCGCCGUCACCACAACACUUGCCGGUUGCACAGCCGCACUCACUACUCUCUUCGGAAAAAGAAUACUUUCCGGCCACUGGAACGUGACCGACGUCUGCAACGGUUUACUCGGUGGGUUCGCUGCAAUUACCUCUGGUUGCUCCGUCGUGGAGCCUUGGGCUGCUAUCAUUUGUGGGUUCGUAGCGGCGUUGGUGUUGAUCGGGUGUAACAAAUUGGCGGAGAAGAUGAAGUUCGACGACCCACUUGAGGCGGCGCAGUUGCACGGCGGUUGUGGAGCUUGGGGGAUUAUAUUCACGGCGUUGUUUGCGUCGGAGAAGCUCGUGAACGAGGUUUUCCCGAACAAGAUUCCUCGGCCGUACGGAUUGUUCAUGGGCGGCGGUGGGAGGCUUCUAGCGGCUCAUAUUAUACAGAUAUUAGUAAUAGCCGGUUGGGUGAGUGCAACGAUGGGGAGUUUGUUCUUGAUUCUUCGUAAACUGAAGCUUUUAAGGAUCUCUGCUGACGAUGAGAUGGCGGGUAUGGAUUUGACCAGACACGGAGGGUUUGCGUAUGUUUACCACGACGACGAUAAUGAGUUGCAGAAUAAUGGGUUUCAAUUAAGAAAAAUUGAACCCAGGUCGUCUUGUACUCCUACUCCUGUUUAAUUUAAUUCUAGUUUUAAUUUUAUUUUCUUCAUUUUUAAAAUGUUUAUUUAAAUUUUAUAAUGUAAAAAAAUAAUUAAAAAAAUAAAAUGAGUUUUGACGUCA
Messenger RNA from Carica papaya (papaya), 1633 nucleotides. It is a transcript of the gene AMT1;1, whose product is annotated as ammonium transporter 1;1. Gene Ontology annotation, molecular function: ammonium channel activity. Gene Ontology annotation, biological process: ammonium transmembrane transport; ammonium homeostasis. Gene Ontology annotation, cellular component: plasma membrane. The record is from RefSeq and is a predicted model, not a curated record. NCBI's taxonomy places the organism in Eukaryota, Viridiplantae, Streptophyta, Magnoliopsida, Brassicales, Caricaceae.